Messenger RNA from Mercurialis annua (annual mercury), 1992 nucleotides. Its product is annotated as cyclin-D3-1. Lineage: Eukaryota; Viridiplantae; Streptophyta; Magnoliopsida; Malpighiales; Euphorbiaceae. Gene Ontology annotation, molecular function: cyclin-dependent protein serine/threonine kinase regulator activity. The coding region runs from base 273 to 1385 and encodes 370 amino acids. The transcript is spliced from 4 exons. Gene Ontology annotation, biological process: regulation of cyclin-dependent protein serine/threonine kinase activity; mitotic cell cycle phase transition. Gene Ontology annotation, cellular component: cytoplasm; nucleus; cyclin-dependent protein kinase holoenzyme complex. The record is from RefSeq and is a predicted model, not a curated record.
ACAUAAAAGAACAAAAAGAGACAAGCGUGAAAGCCACUCUGUUAAAAAUCAAUCCUCUCCUUUUCCUUUUCUUCUCAUCUUUAGCCUCUCUUCUUUCUCUUGCACAAAUAAAGAGAUCAACCAAAGUGAGUGAGAAACACCAACAAAAACACAAAUCAAGAAACCAAAACAUAAAAAACAUAAAACAAAUUCAAGAAUGUGUAGUGUUUCUUUUCCACUGUUUUCUUUUGUAUAAUGAGAAGCAAACCUAAUCCUCUUCUUCAAAGAAGAAGAUGGCAAUCCAUCAACAACAUCAAGAACAUCAUCAAGAACAAGAAUUUCAAGAAAAUUCUUGUUUCUUGAUCGACACUCUUUAUUGUGAAGAAGAAAAAUGGGAUGAUGAAACAACUAUAGAAUAUAAAAAUCAAGAACCAAUGUUUUCUUUUUUCCCACUCACUAAUUUGCUCGAGCAAGAUUUGUUUUGGGAAGAUGGGGAGCUUCUCACACUAUUUUCCAAAGAAAAUGAGCAAAAAUUUGUAGUGAAUGACUGUAAUUCUGUUGCUCGUCAAGAAGGUGUUGUAUGGAUGCUUAAAGUUAACGGUCAUUAUGGAUUUUCAGCUCUAACGGCAGUCUUGGCCGUUAAUUAUUUUGAUAGGUUUCUGUCAACUUCUUAUUUUCAAAAAGAUAAGCCGUGGAUGAUUCAACUUGUUGCUGUUACUUGUCUUUCUUUAGCUGCUAAAGUUGAAGAAACUCAAGUUCCUCUUCUUUUAGACCUUCAAGUGGAGGAUUCAAAAUUUGUUUUCGAGGCAAAAACAAUUCAAAGAAUGGAGCUAUUAGUGUUAUCAGCACUAAAAUGGAAAAUGCAUCCAGUAACUCCACUUUCAUUUCUUGAUCAUAUAAUUAGAAGACUUGGAUUAAAGACUAAUCUGCAUUGGGAGUUUCUAAAAAGAUGUGAAAAUCUUCUAAUCACUCUUGUCUCCGAUUCAAGAUCCGUCAAUUAUGUGCCUUCUGUAUUGGCUACUGCCACAAUGAUGUACGUUAUAGACCAAGUUGAACUCUUUAAUCCCAUUGACUAUCAAAACCAGCUUUUGGGUGUUCUCAAGAUAACCAAGGAAAAAGUGAAAGAUUGUUAUGAACUCAUUCUUGAGCUUUCAUCAAAGACCAAAGCCAAUGGCUAUCAUAACAAUAAGUGUUAUAAGCGCAAAUUUGAGGCAAUGCCGAGCAGUCCGAGUGGAGUGAUUGAUGCAAUAUUUAGCAGUGACAACUCGAACGAUUCUUGGGUUUCGGAUUCUUCAAUUGUCUCUUCAUCUUCAUCUUCAUCAUCACCCGACGAACCACUUUUCAAGAAGAGCAGAGCUCAAGACCAAUGGGUUUUUGUCGACAUUGUUGCCAAUAGUCCUCAUUGAUCACUUUCUCUCUCUAAAUCUCUCUCUAAAACUCUAUUUCUUUAUUUUUAUUUGCUAUUAUGCUUAUUUUUAAUUACGUUCUCUUCUCUUUAAUUAAAAUUGCCCCCUCAAAAUCUUUAUCCCAGUUCUAUCUGGCUCGAUCCGAUAAAAAAACCUUACCCGAUUCGAUCUAAAUUGAUUAAAACGGCGGCCCUCUUUUCAUCUCUAGUCCGGUCUUAUCUAGCUCGAUCCGACAAAAUAACACUAACCAAUUUGAUCAAAUUAAUCGGAACAGUGGUUUUUGUUUGGUUUGAUUUGAUAAACCUAUUCAGUUCGAGCUAAAUUAAUCGGAACAGUGACUUCAAAUAUCCGACGGUAUGUGUACUAAAAAAGUUGUAUUUUCUCUACUUAAGAAAUUCCAAAAUUGCCCAUUUGUUGGAAUUAUGUCAUCAAGAUAGGUGGCAAUGUGGCAUUCAUUUUAGAGAAAAUGGAAGGAGGGAUGAGAGAGUCAGUUUCUUAUCUUAUUUAUUUAUGUCUUUUUGGCAAUGUUCACUUUUCUUUGUAUAAGUCUCUUUAUGAGAGAAUACUUCUUUUAUAUAUCAAUGUCAUGAACAUAUUAUAAUUAUCA